AUGACGGCGACGGGAGACCAAUUGGUUCCACGCGAAGAACGGGUCCUGCUCGCCGUCAGGGCCUAUCAGCAGGGCCAAUUCGAAAGUACCCGCAAGGCAGCGGCCGCAUACGACGUCCUCAAUCGACAGUAUCUGAUCGACUGCGCGAGACUGCCCUGGUACAAUGGAUCUUGUCGAUGGACGAGCGAGGAUGCCGCCGACAGUGGCUUACACUCGUCGGAUGGCCAACUUAUUGCUAUCCGAGCGAGGCAAAGAUCCUGUCGGGAGAACUGGGUGCGGAAGUUUGUUGGCCGCCACGGCGAAAUCAAGGCAAAGUACUCUCGCCGAUACGAUUAUCAACGCGCCAAAUGCGAAGACCCCAAAGAUCCAAGGAUGGUACGAUCGAGUCGCGGCGACGAAACAGAAAUGGGGAUUCUUGACGAGGAUGUCUAUAACUUUGAUGAGACGGGGUUUCAAAUGGGAGUCGCCGCAACGGCGAGAGUCCUUACCGGUCUGACCGGCGAGGUCGGGCAAUACUCACGCAGCCUGGAAAUCGCGAAUGGGUUACUGUGA
Messenger RNA from Hirsutella rhossiliensis, 552 nucleotides. RefSeq lists its product as uncharacterized. NCBI's taxonomy places the organism in Eukaryota, Fungi, Ascomycota, Sordariomycetes, Hypocreales, Ophiocordycipitaceae. The coding region runs from base 1 to 552 and encodes 183 amino acids. The record is from RefSeq and is a predicted model, not a curated record. The transcript has 2 exons.